Molecule: messenger RNA, 1221 nt
Organism: Protopolystoma xenopodis
Lineage: Eukaryota; Metazoa; Platyhelminthes; Monogenea; Polystomatidea; Polystomatidae
Source: the annotation of a GenBank genome assembly
AUGGCAAACUUACCUUUAAUUUUCCUCUUUUUUCCCCCUUUACCACGAUUCUCUUUGAUUAUUCGUAUUCGCGUCGAUUUCGUCGCACUUUACUCUCCGUCUGACAGCCACCUUUCGACUGAUAUUUCUUCACCUGUUGCCGGGUUUAGGCCUGGCUUCGCUCACGGUCUCGAGCUUGACCCAAUCGAGCGUAACCUCUUCGUAUCCUGUUCAGGCCGGACUCGUCUUCUUUCACCUCCGGCAUCGGUUUCGCUUCCUGCAUUCUCCAACGCUAUAUCGUGUUCCUCCUCUUCUUCGCCUUGUUCUUCUUCCUCUCCCUGUUCCUCUUCUUCUUACGGCUUUGCUAUAUCUCCCUCUUCUACCACUUACUUCGGCAAGCCGCCUAGCUCUGGACCGGCGCGAAAUCGUCACCACCACCUACCAUCACGGCACUCCCUCCUACAGCCCCCAUUGUUGCCUCCGCCUGCUCCGCCACCUCAUCCUUCGCCCUCUUCACUUUCUUGCACCUACCGUCCACAGAUCAACCACAACUCUUCUCAAGGUCCUCCAUUUUGCUCAUCUUCGUCGGCUUGUGGUUUGGAGGAGCGCUUCUUCAAACGCACCACACUUUCGAUGCCUCGAGGCCUGUCCUUAGGCAUACACGAUAAGGAGAUUGCUUCAGCGGAUAGCACAGAGACAGUCGGCGAGAGAGCGACACUUGCGGAUCGAGCAGAAUCGCUUAGAGAACAUGGUGUCUUAGAGUCCCGGCGUCUGCUGAUGCGCGACUGGAAUCCAACGGGUGGAUCACAUUCCGAGCCCCGUAGACUGCAGACAGGAUCGACUGGUUUUAGUGGAGGAAGUGGCAUCAAAAGAGGUGGAGGCGAAGCCGGAUUUUCUGGAGGUAGCGGCAAUCUCUACAAUUCCGUUGGAAAAGGUACCGAGGUUAGCGCUGGAGCUGGCGGCUUACCGAUGAACUUUGUGAAGCGGGUACAUAUUAAGAAGCCGUUAAAUGCCUUUAUGCUCUUCAUGAAGGAAAUGCGGCCUCGUGUGCAAGAGGAGUGCACACUGAAGGAGUCAGCUGCUAUCAACCAGAUAUUAGGCAAAAAAUGGCACGAACUAAACCGUGAUGAGCAGACCAAAUAUUAUGAAAUGGCACGUCGGGAGAAGGAGCUUCAUAGACAGGAACCCGAGUUUCAACAUCUUUUUACUUAUCCUUCUCCGUUCAUCUACAACGUAUUGUAG